CAUUUAACGGUUUUAAGGACCCCCACUCCCCCAGAAAAAAAGGCACCUGCAUUGCUUGUUUUCCACCUCCACACUCCACAGCCUGUUUUCUCAUUCCAGGAAACUGGCAAGAAAUUGUUGUUUCAGGGUGUGAGAGGAUGGUAGGAACUCUAUCGAUCGUGGGAUCGUCGAUGGUCGACUCUCAUGCCUGCCCGUGCAUCUGUUUAGAUGCUCUUUCUUCAUCUAACAUGAGUUUCAAGAGUUCCGGGGAUCUGGGGUUGUACAGAAGUUUAACCGGCAGGAAGCAAUUACGGCGGCCGGGGACAUUGGAAUUGAGAGCCAGUUCUUUUGUUGAUGCUUGGGAUGAGUGGCGUUUUUCAGCCAAAGCAAUCUCGGGUUUUGUUAAUCAGCGUUCCAGGAAACAGAGAAAAGCUCGGCGUCUCGUGAUCGUCAACGAAUUGGGUGGACAGUACGAGGAUAGCUUCGAAGAUGUUAAGGCGCAAAUACUCAACUAUUUCACAUACAAAGCUGUAAGGACUGUUCUUAACCAGCUUUAUGAGAUGAACCCACCAAAGUACAGGUGGUUCUAUAAUUUUGUAGCGACAAAUAAACCCACAGAUGGAAAGCGCUUCAUUCGUACCCUUGCAAAGGAAAAACAUGAUCUAGCUGAAAGAGUGAUGGUUACCCGCCUUCACCUGUAUGGAAAGUGGAUCAAGAAAUGUGAUCAUGCUGCAAUGUAUCAAGAAAUCUCCAAUCAAAACUUGGAGUUGAUGAGGGAACGACUCAUAGAGACUGUUAUAUGGCCGUCUGAUGACACAAACACACCAGAGAAGAUUGGGUGAUGGGUAGCACUGUUAAUUGCAUUGAUGUGCUCUUCUUCCUUUGUCACUUUCAGUAUACUAGAGUAUCCUUUGGUUUUUCUCAACAAAUUAGGUUCAAAAGGUGUAUGYUAUUUUCCACAAUCUAAUAAAGGAUGUUGAACAUUGUAUUUGUAUAUGUAUAUGAAGGAAAAAAAAAUAGCAGCUUCAUCCUGGAUGGACAUAAAGCAGUAACUUGACUGAUGGAUGAUUAUUGUUUCUCGCUUUCUGUUUUCAUUGGAGGUUGAUAGAAA
Molecule: messenger RNA, 1090 nt
Organism: Nelumbo nucifera (sacred lotus)
Lineage: Eukaryota; Viridiplantae; Streptophyta; Magnoliopsida; Proteales; Nelumbonaceae
Product: chaperonin-like RbcX protein 2, chloroplastic
Biological process (GO): ribulose bisphosphate carboxylase complex assembly
Molecular function (GO): protein folding chaperone
Source: RefSeq, a predicted model, not a curated record